CACGCACCCUCCCUGCCUGGCCGCGCCUCUGCGACCAGGUGACCAGAUGAAAGAAGACAAUGAAAGGCAUGAAGAAAAGCCUUACAGAAGAAUAUCUAUACCUGGACUUUUCUCACCACACAGAAGGAUGUAUCUUUCCUCUUCAUACCUCUGUAACUUUGUUUUUAUUGUCAUACUGUGACUGCAAAAUCUUCAAAGUUUGCUUAGUUCUCACCAAAGAAAGUACGAAUGGUUCAUUACUAAGAGAUGUACUGUCCCAGGAUAUUAAAACACAGAUGAUUUCAAGGCAAGAACUUCCACCCAUAGUCCAGAAUUGCUGUCUACCUGCGGUAGUAGAGCAGCCAGACAACUUCUGUAGGGCAGGCCUUGCUGUUGUGCUGAGACACAUCAUCCAGAAGUCAUACGAAGUAGACCCGUCCAAGAAGGAAAUUUUGGAACUUCUGGGUUUUAAAAAGACCUGCUUGAAAGCCUGUGCUGAAGUUAGUCAGUGGACCAGGCUGUGUGAACUCACCAUUCCUUUGGUUAUUGAGGAUUUUCUCCGGGAGUCUUCGAAGCGGCCCCCAGCUAUCCCGGCGGAGAUACUGGAGCUGGAGAGGAAGCUCGGCGAGCCGGUGCGCGUGCACAACGACGACAAGCUGCGCAGGCAGAAGCUGAAGCUGCAGAAGGCUGCUGCAGCGGGCCCGCCGCUCGCUAAGGGAAGAGCCAAGAGCAGGGUCCACGCACAGGACACGUCUGAGCACGUGGGCUCCUCCCCCGAGAGUCUGGAACUGACGGUGGCCUUCUCCAAGCUCACAGUGCAGGAGACAGCGGCGACUGCCCCCAGGGAGCCGCCACACAUCCGGAAAGCGAAAGCCUCUGAGCUGCCCCCUCUGGAGCACGUGUUUGCGGAAGGGCUUUACUUCACCCUGACAGACAUCGUGCUCCUGCCCUGCAUCCAUCACUUCUUGCCUACUCUAUCUGGUACGUUCCUGCUCCUCCCUGACGACUCUGCAGAAAUGCCCCGAGUCCCGGGCUCAGACAUCUCAAGCAGCAAAAUGUCCAUCGACCGAGCUUUGAGGAAGCAGCAACAGUUAAACAACCUCGUUUACGUAGUGACAAAUCAGGCCAAGCCUGGUGACAGAAUCGUGGAUUUCUGCAGCGGUGGGGGCCACGUUGGGAUCGUCCUCGCUCACAUGCUGCCGUCCUGCCAGGUCACGUUAAUAGAAAACAAGGAAUUAUCAUUAAUUCGUGCUAAGAAGAGAAGUGACGAACUAGGUUUAAACAACAUUUGGUUCAUUCAAGCAAAUAUGGAAUAUUUUACAGGGAUGUUUAAUAUUGGGGUGGCGUUGCACGCUUGCGGGGUGGCCACAGACAUGGUGAUCGAGCACUGCGUCCGGAUACGGGCUUCCUUCGUCACAUGCCCUUGCUGUUACGGUUUCAUCCAGAACACCUCGAGAUUUAGCUUCCCAAAAAGUGAACAAUUCAAGAAAACUUUAUCAUACAAGGAACACAUGAUUCUGUGCAGAUUUGCGGAUCAGACAGCUGUCCAGCUUCCACCCCAACAAAGGCUCAUAGGAAAACAGUGCAUGUGCCUGGUGGAUCUGGACCGAGCGAGAGCUGCCGAAGAACGCGGCUACGCCGUUCAGGUGAUAUCCAUGGAGCCCGAGAGCUGCUCUCCCAAAAAUAACAUGAUCGUGGGAGUCCCCGUCUAGCAUGCGAUAUUCACAUUGGGUGUUUUGCCAUCAGUCUUCACGUCGAAAGCCCAGUGGCGUUCGGGGGGGUUCUUGGCAUGGCCGGGAAACAUUAGCCAUCCUGGACCUGUUGUGCUCAGGAAGGAAAGCAACGGGAAAACCUUGCAAGAAAGGCUCCCUGCAAAGCGUCACGAAUGCUCCUACAAUGUGUGGUUAAAGAACUGCUGG
This is a messenger RNA of Propithecus coquereli (Coquerel's sifaka), 1898 nucleotides long. RefSeq names its product glutathione S-transferase, C-terminal domain containing (gene GSTCD). NCBI's taxonomy places the organism in Eukaryota, Metazoa, Chordata, Mammalia, Primates, Indriidae. The coding region runs from base 60 to 1691 and encodes 543 amino acids. The record is from RefSeq and is a predicted model, not a curated record. The transcript has 11 exons.